Molecule: messenger RNA, 1046 nt
Organism: Sinocyclocheilus anshuiensis
Lineage: Eukaryota; Metazoa; Chordata; Actinopteri; Cypriniformes; Cyprinidae
Product: tyrosine-protein kinase SYK-like
Exons: 3
Biological process (GO): protein phosphorylation
Molecular function (GO): ATP binding; protein tyrosine kinase activity
Source: RefSeq, a predicted model, not a curated record
GCCAAAGGUCAUGGUAAAUGGCCGCUGAAGUGGUAUGCUCCUGAGUGCAUGAACUACUUCAAGUUCUCAUCUAAGAGUGACGUGUGGAGUUUUGGAGUCCUGAUGUGGGAGGCAUAUUCAUACGGACAGAAACCAUACAAGGGAAUGAAAGGAAAUGAAGUCAUCCAAAUGAUCGAGGGUGGAGAGAGAAUGUCCGCUCCAGCCGACUGUCCGCCUGAGAUGUACGACCUCAUGAGGAAAUGCUGGACAUACAAGCUGGACGAGAGACCUGGGUUUUCUGUAGUUGAACCCAGAUUGCGGCAUUACUAUUAUGACAUAUCUCAGUGAUGAGCUAACCCAGAGCACAUGCACAAUUAUACAGUAUUUCUAAUUAGAUCAUUGACAACAUUUUUAAUCAUUUAAAGCAAUGACUUGUCUCAUAGAAUGUGUACUUUCAAUCUAUUUUUUUAUGUGAAUUGGAUUAAUAAGCAAAAAGUGCUUAUUGAAUGGUUGAUUUUUCUUCUAAAAGUGUGUUUGAAGCACUUUACACUUUAGAUGUAACAGCAAUACGGAUCAACUGAAGGAUGACCAGUCAAGAGCUAGACAUUAUUCUCAUUCUUUUCUCUCUCUUUCGGUUUUGUACACAUUUACUGGGUUUUGUCUUUAUCUAAGUGCCAAGUUCUUUUUUUUUUUUUCAACAUUGAGUAUACGGUUUAAAAGUUCAGUGUUCAUAAACAGGUUUAACAUUUUAUUUUAUGUGUGGACAAUGUUUAUGUCACAAGAUCAGAAACAAUGUAAAUAUAUAUUUUGCAUGUAAUCUAUGGUAGUCUAAGCAAGGUCUUCAUUGGCAAUCUUUUAGGAUUUGUUUUCUCCAUGUUUCUGCUGUCCAAUGUGAAUUCAUUGCAUUCAUUGUGAUUUGUCAGCUUUAUUCAGUCGCUCCAGACUUUGUACAAGCUUGAUAACUGAACAGCAUGGCAUGACAGAAUCUUGCUCUUCCUCAGUUUGAUGAUAUUGAUAAAUAUGGUACUGAGCAAACAGAAUAUGUAUGGCUGCCAUUCGAUUGUCAA